AUGUGGUUUCUCUAUGUUGUCUUUGUGUUCUCUUAUCAGGGUGAAGAAGGCCUAAGAGGACCGCCAGGACCGGUGAGGAGUGCAUUGUUGUGGCUUUAAUAUUUCAUGUGACUGUUUAUGACUGAGACAUAAACUGAUGUUAUUUAAGAGACUGUUUUAAAGUUAUGUACUGUAGUUCCUUUUUGAGUUAUUGGAGAGAGGAGUACCUGAGGGGUGUAAACAAGACUAGCCUGGACUCUACAGUAUGUGUUAGUCCAGUACAUUAUUCAUGCUCCACAGUCACAAUGUUUUGGCUACAUGUUUUCAGAUCUGAGAGUACCUGCAAUCCAUGCUCUGUCUCCUCUGAUCCCUCAAAGACAAUCCUGAAUCUAUACGUGCAGUACCUGACUAUGUAAUCGUAAUGGACAGCCAUACCUUUACUGGGGCCUAUCAACACGAUAUAUAAAAAGGAUAUUAUGUUGACCGUAAUGGACAGCCAUACUUUUGGUAGACAAUCCAGACUCUAAAUAAUUGUGAGAACAACAGACUGUUCCCAGACUCAUCUGAGAUCUGUCGGUUCUUAAUUCAACCUCCUGAUUUCUUAAUAGCCGGUGAUCCAAGUGGAAAUGAGCCAACUUUCCAUCACCACACGCUGAACAAAUAUUCCCUCUGCACUAAUGAACUAAUUCUCCAACGACUACUUUAUUUCACUCUGCAUGCGUCCCAAAUGGUCCCUUAUUCCCUACAUAGUGCCCUACUUUGGAACACGCAUGCUCCAACCACUGAUUUCUUUCACUGGGUGUGUCCCAAAUGGCACCCUGUGGGCCCUGGUCAAAAGUAGUGCACUAAAUAGGCAAUAGGGUGCCAUUUAAUAUGAAUCCCUUAUCUCAGCUGGAGUCAGGUCCACUUGUUCUUAAACGUUUAAUUUACAAUUUAACAAUGGCAGGUAAUGAGUCCCCCUUAAUGGCUAUAAAGCUUUUUCUUUCCUUGCAAUUAUUUGUGUAAGAAGUUUUAUUAGGACCACUUAAUCGGACUCAAUUAACUGGACUGGAUUACAUUUUGAAAUAGAUGUUUAAGAUUGAAGCGAUAAGGGAGCAAAAUGAUUUAAAAUGGUCAAUUAUGUUGCUAUUUUAGGCCUACAGUCUUCUGAGGUUUGGUUGGAACACCCAAAGUCCAGUAUGUUAUCAUGUGAUGUUGUCUCCGGCUGGGGCAGCCUUCUACUUAUAAUUAUCAAAUACAUUCAGUCAAUCAAUUAAUCAUGUGGCUCCCAAAACGGUUUUUGAAUGCCAAAUCAACUAUGCCAAUUGUCGAAUGCCAAAUCACCCCCUAGCCCCUACUCCCUACAGACACACUAUAUCAGAGAGGAUUGGAUAAGUAGCUAUACUCUUUAGAGCUAGUGGUUCAAUUUGCCAUCCCCUGAUCUGGCCUCCAUAAUACUCAUCCCGUCCCGUCCCGUCCCCCAUACCCACAAUGCAUCUAUGAUUACCAGUCCCUGUGCUACCCAGCUAUGCCACUAGCAACCUGCUGCUCCAGCUGAGGACUAUGACAACCAGGCCUCCCCUGCUGAAAAGGUUAACCAACCUUGCCCUGCACUCCUCAGAACCACCUUUCAAAGCCACCAUUCAUCCUUCCUUCACCAGCCGUCAAGGAAUUUUUUACUAUCAUAUGGUAGUAUAACAAUAAUGGUGUUAGGGCAGCUUUUGUAAUUUAAAAGUUUCUUGUUUGAAGAGUGACUGAGUCUGAUUUAAUGAAUAAACGGUUAGCUAGCUGCGCGGCAUGGCUAGGCUGCUGGUGGCGUUAGCUCUGGCUGUGAGUUUCAGGAGUGGCUAGCCUCGUCUGAUAUGCAGCUACGGUAAAAUACUAACUAACUAACUAACUAACCACAGCUAGGAAAAGAGGGUAAUUAAGCAUGUCCAAAUGUAGCACAGUAACAGGACAAAAAAAGAUGUCCACAGCCAGCCAACCCACUAGUCAGCAUGGGGAUGCUGUUGUUCUGACACUGUGUGGACCCGUCACCCAGAACACACAUCCCACCCCUCAAGUCUCAUGUCAGUAUGAAAAAUGUAUGCACUCACUAACUGUAAGUCGCUCUGGAUAAGAGCGUCUGCUAAAUGACUAAAAUGUAAAUGUAAAUGGUAAUAGCUUAAUCUUGCCUUCUGAUUGGCUGGGUGGAAAUGUCCCCAUAUUGCCUCCAUCCAUCUAUCCAAUCCUCUCUGGUCUACAUUAGUGGCUUCGGAGUACGUUCAUUUAGAUUUCAGUAGUUCAUAAAAGUCAUUUAUCAAUUCAUAAAUGGGUCUUGUUUGAAUAUUUAGCUCCAAUCUCACUUCAAGGAACGUUUAUUUUUCCACUUCCCAGUAACAGAUCAUGGAUGCGUCCCAAAUAGCAACAAGUCAAAAGUAGUGCACUAUGUAGGGAAUGCCAUUUGGGACGUAUUGGGAUCAUUUCUGCUAUAAAGCGUUUAAUUCCCUGACUCUGCAGAAGCCAGGGUUCAGACCAUUACCCUCCUUCCUGUUCAUUAGUGCAGAGGAGGAACCACCAGGCAGGGUUAUAGGCAUGCAUGACCCUCCAUGACCCACAGACAGCCCACACAUCGCCCUUGACCAGACACUGACUGAAGGCUACAGAUAUAAGAGACAAGAUUAGAACAAAUUGACAAGCUUUAGGAGACAGACUGAUAUUUGGAACUUGAAGCAAUAAAAGGCUUAUUUCCACAAUUAACUUGUUGUACAACAUCACAGGAAAGAUCAGGACAUCGUUUUACAGGCUAUGGACAAGAGCAGAAGGCUAAAAGAUUACAACAAAUUGGCAAACUUGUAAAUAGAUAUUUAUGUCAGUCUGAGAUCUUGAAAUGAAAGCCAAAACAAAACGUAUUUUCACUAAAAUGGCCCGGCUUGACCAGACACACACAGAAUAAUAGGAAGACAAGGAACAGGGUUAGAACAAAUUGACAAACUUGUUCAAUAGAAAAAUAUAUUUUUUUUUGCUAGCUUUUGGAGGCAGUCUAAGAUGUUGAACUUGAAGCCAAACCAAAACAUAUGUACACUGAAUUGCAGGUUUCCAGACUACAAUUGUGGUACAACAUCAUGGGAAAGCUCAGGACAUCAUUUUACAGCUUGAAAAGUUUAUUUCCAUUACUGUGGGCAUGCAUCCCAAAUGGCACCCUAUUCCCUAUAUAGUGCAUUACUUUUGACCAGAGCCCUAUGGACACUGCUCAAAAAUAGUGCGCUAUAAAGCGGAUAGGAUGCCAUUUGGGAUAUACACUUGGCAUUUAACGAUCCAUACCCUGGCUGGAGGACUGCUCCACAGGUGGGCUUUGUAUCCCCACAAUGAUGAUUGGCCGAUUCUGGGACAUUCAUCCCAAAUGGCACCCUAUUCCCUACAUAGUGCACUACUUUUGACCAGAGCCCUAUGGUACUAUUUACCCCACUUUAUUGAGAAUAGGGUGCCAUUUGGGACACAUGGCAGAGGUGCUAGUCUAGUGGAAGAGGGUCUGGUCACAGACUGGCACUCAUCUUUAGUGUCACAGAAAACACUCCUCCCCUCCUUUUCUCUCUUAAAAUACUCCUUUAGUUUAACUUUGACAACCCAAACUGCAGUUCCGAUCAUAGCCAAGUGCAGAGCCAAGUGCAGAGCCAAGUGCAUUCAAUAAGGGAGGUUAGGGGGUCCGUCUUACCUACCGAAAGAGUGACAAUCAAAAAGACAGCUCAUUUUUCUAUCUUCUAUCCUUUCGAUCCAGGUGAUGACAGCUCAUGGACUGAGACAUCUGUCUGGCUCUGUAAGCAUAAACAUCCUAUCUUUAACUUAUGUUCUAGUCAGUCACAAUGGGAGUAGUGCUCUCACUGGUAACUCUAUAUUUUGUGUUAUCAUAAUAAAAGUUAUUUUAUAUAAAAUGUUCCGCAUUUCAUAAUGACCUUAUUUAUUUUUUUGUUUUAGGAGGCUGAAGCAGGAGAAAAGGGCCAGAAAGGAGAAAUGGGUGAUCCGGUAAGGACAGGAUACAUGCCAUCCUGCUCACUGUGUUCAUAGGAUUUGUAUAUGGGGCGGCGCGCAAUUGGCCCAGCGUCGUCCAGGGUAGGGGAGGGAAUGGCCGGCAGGGAUGUAGCUCAGUUGAUAGAGCAUGGCGUUUGCAACGCCAGGGUUGUGGGUUCGAUUCCCACAGGGGGUAUGGAAAAAAUUAUAAUAAUGUAAGUCGCUCUGGAUAAGAGCGUCUGCUAAAUGACGUAAAUGUAAUGUAAAUGUAUAUAAUUAACCGUAUAAGAAAUCAGCUCCCCACUGUCCAUUUCAUCUAUUUCAUGAUGACCUAAACAGCUAAACUGGUCCUAGAUCAGCACUCCUACUCUGAUAUGCUUUGUGUUUUGGGGUCCAGAUCAGACAAAGACUAAUAUAUUGAUGUUCACAGCACAAAGAAACAGUGCGUGCGUGCGUGCGUAUGUAUGUGUGUGUGUGUGUGUGUGUGUGUGUGUGUGUGUGUGUGUGUGUGUGUGUGUGUGUGUGUGUGUGUGUGUGUGUGUGUGUGUGUGUGUGCACUGUGUUAGGGAAUAGGGUGCCAUUUGGGAUACACACAAAAAGAUAUCUGAAAGAGCUGUUGGCAAAGAAUCAAAGAAUCAAAUAUGAAAAAACGAAAUUCAAAGGAGGUCAAACUUUAUUGUGCCACACAUCAUCAACAGCUACGUGGUUUAGAUUGAAAUGCUGUUUAGAACAAGUGUAAUAGCUUUUCAAAGUGAGUCUGAGUUGGACCAACUAUUGGCUACUAUUGUACAGUGGUGGAAAAAGUACUAAACUGUCGUACUUGAGUAAAAGUAAAGAUACCUUAAUAGAAAAUGACUCAAGUAAAAGUGAAAGUCACCCAGUAAAAUACUACUUGAGUAAAAAUCUAAAAGUAUUUGGUUUUAAAUAAACUGAAGUAUCAAAAGUAAAUGUCAUUGCAAAAAUAUUCUUAAGUAUCUAAAGUAAAAGUAUAAAAUCAUUUCAUAUUCCUUGUAUUAAGCAAACCAGACGGCACAAUGUUCUUGUCUUUUUUAUUUAUGGAUAGCCAGGGUCACAAUCCAACAUUCAGACAUCAUUAACAAACCAUUUGUGUUUAGUGAGUCCGCCAGAUCAGAGGCAGUAGGGAUGACCAGGAAUGUUCUCUUGAUAAGUGGUGAAUUGGACCAUUUUCCUGUUCACGCUAAGCAUUAAAAAUGUAACGAGUACUUUUGGGUGUCAGGGAAAAUGUAUGGAGUAAAAAGUACAUUAUUUUCUUUAGGAAUGUAGUGGUGUGAAAGUUGUCAAAAAUAUAAAUAGUAAAGUAAAGUACAGAUACCCCCAAAAAAGUUCUUAAGUAAUACUUUAAGGUAUGUUUACUAAAGUACUUUACACCACUGCUAUUGUGUGUCUCUUGUGUAAAGACAUCGGAUUUCUAGGAUGAUGAUAAUGGUUUGUAUGAUCCUUUUCUCCAGGGCCAAAGAGGAUUCCAAGGACCACAUGGUUUGAAGGUAACCAGUUCAUUCUAAGUAGUUAGAUGAAGGACAAGCAUUAAAUAAAUUGUAAAGGCCUCAUCUACACUGAUCUGAUUACUGUAUAACCUUUGACAUUGGGUUUGGUUAUCUACACUGAUCUGAGUACUGUAUAACCUUUGACAUUGGGUUUGGUUAUCUACACUGAUCUGAGUACUGUAUAACCUUUGACAUUGGGUUUGGUUAUUUACACUGAUCUGAGUACUGUAUAACCUUUGACAUUGGGUUUGGUUAUUUACACUGAUCUGAGUACUGUAUAACCUUUGACAUUGGGUUUGGUUAUUUACACUGAUCUGAGUACUGUAUAACCUUUGACAUUGGGUUUGGUUAUCUACACUGAUCUGAGUACUGUGUAACCUGUAUAACCGUGUAGCUCAGUUGGUAGAGCAUGGCGUUUGCAACGCCAGGGUUGUGAGUUCGAUUCCCACAGGGGGCCAGUAUGAAAAUGUAUGCACUCACUAACUGUAAGUCGCUCUGGAUAAGAGCGUCUGCUAAAUGACUAAAAUGUAAAUGUGAAAACAUUGGGUUUGGUUAUCUACACUGAUCUGAGGACUGUAUUGGGUUUGGUUAUUAAACUGGUAGUUGUUAAGUACAUAAUGAAAUACAAUAACAGAUAUACACAUGACACAGUGGGGAAAAAAAGUAUUUAGUCAGCCACCAAUUGUGCAAGUUCUCCCACUUAAAAAGAUGAGAGAGGCCUGUAAUUUUCAUCAUAGGUACACGUCAACUAUGACAGACAAAUUGAGAUUUUUUUUCUCCAGAAAAUCACAUUGUAGGAUUUUUAAUGAAUUUAUUUGCAAAUUAUGGUGGAAAAUAAGUAUUUGGUAACCUACAAACAAGCAAGAUUUCUGGCUAUCACAGACCUGUAACUUCUUCUUUAAGAGGCUCCUCUGUCCUCCACUCGUUACCUGUAUUAAUGGCACCUGUUUGAACUUGUUAUCAGUAUAAAAGACACCUGUCCACAACCUCAAACAGUCACACUCCAAACUCCACUAUGGCCAAGACCAAAGAGCUGUCAAAGGACACCAGAAACAAAAUUGUAGACCUGCACCAGGCUGGGAAGACUGAAUCUGCAAUAGGUAAGCAGCUUGGUUUGAAGAAAUCAACUGUGGGAGCAAUUAUUAGGAAAUGGAAGACAUACAAGACCACUGAUAAUCUCCCUCGAUCUGGGGCUCCACGCAAGAUCUCACCCCGUGGGGUCAAAAUGAUCACAAGAACGGUGAGCAAAAAUCCCAGAACCACACGGGGGGACCUAGUGAAUGACCUGCAGAGAGCUGGGACCAAAGUAACAAAGCCUACCAUCAGUAACACACUACGCCGCCAGGGACUCAGAUCCUGCAGUGCCAGACGUGUCCCCCUGCUUAAGCCAGUACAUGUCCAGGCCCGUCUGAAGUUUGAAGUGCAUUUGGAUGAUCUAGAAGAGGAUUGGGAGAAUGUCAUAUGGUCAGAUGAAACCAAAAUAUAACUUUUUGGUAAAAACUCAACUCGUCGUGUUUGGAGGACAAAGAAUGCUGAGUUGCAUCCAAAGAACACCAUACCUACUGUGAAGCAUGGGGGUGGAAACAUCAUGCUUUGGGGCUGUUUUUCUGCAAAGGGACCAGGACGACUGAUCCGUGUAAAGGAAAUAAUGAAUGGGGCCAUGUAUCGUGAGAUUUUGAGUGAAAACCUCCUUCCAUCAGCAAGGGCAUUGAAGAUGAAACGUGGCUGGGUCUUUCAGCAUGACAAUGAUCCCAAACACACCGCCCGGGCAACGAAGGAGUGGCUUCGUAAGAAACAUUUCAAGGUCCUGGAGUGGCCUAGCCAGUCUCCAGAUCUCAACCCCAUAGAAAAUCUUUGAAUGGAGUUGAAAGUCCGUGUUGCCCAGCGACAGCCCCAAAACAUCACUGCUCUAGAGGAGAUCUGCAUUGAGGAAUGGGCCAAAAUACCAGCAACAGUGUGUGAAAACCUUGUGAAGACUUACAGAAAACGUUUGACCUGUGUCAUUGCCAACAAAGGGUAUAUAACAAAGUAUUGAGAAACUUUUGUUAUUCACCAAAUACUUAUUUUCCACCUACAAUGUGAUUUUCUGGAUUUUUUUUCUCAUUUUGUCUGUCAUUGUUGACGUGUACCUAUGAUGAAAAUUACAGGCCUCUCUCAUAUUUUUAAGUGGGAGAACUUGCACAAUUGGUGGCUGACUAAAUACUUUUUCCCCCUCUGUAUAUGAGCAGCCUGGAAUUGAAUAGGAUCCCAGAACACAAAGAAAUUAUAUUUAAAAAGUAAUAUUUUUUACAGUAUGUUUCAUAUAAACCCUUACUGAAAAGAGAGUUCUAUAAAGUCAAGUUGAAAUGCUCUGUGUGGUAUGUUUCCUCACCCCUCUCGAAGCCAGACGAUAAAUUGAUCUUCUCAGGGUCUACCAAAAUGAGGUUCUGGAGUAAGGAGAAAACCAAUCGAAUAAUACCCCGGCCAGGCGGCGUGCCCCCCUGCCUCCUCCCCAUCUCACUCGCCCAUCGACCCACCACCCUUCCUUUACCAUGCGCCGGCUCUCCCUCGCUUUCCCCGCACCCGCCCACACCCUCAUUCUUCUCUAGAACACUGCUUUUUCAGUCCCCCCCCCCCCCCCCCAUACCCCAAAACCCCAAAAACACCAAACACAAAACCAACCCACGAAAAAAGAAACCAGGAAAAAAGAGCCCCCAAGAAAAACCCGAGCUACACCAAAACACCCCCCCCCCCAAAAAAAAAAAAAUUCUUAAAAACCCCUUUUCCCCCCGGGCCCCUUUUUUCCCCAAAAAAAUUCCCAAAAAAAGUUUCCCCAAAAAAAUUUUUCACCAAAACCUUUUUUCCCCCAAAUGUCGGGUAGGUCCCUCAACCCCGAAUCAAAAAAAUUUUAAAGAUGUUUAAAUUUUUACUGAAAAGAAGUUCUAAAAUGGUGGAAACUCGUGGAUUUCCUCCCCUUGGCCGCUAUAUCUUCGGGGUCCCCUCCUCCUCGCUGUUCGGAGUAUGUGGUUGAACACAAUCUAUUACCUAUCGACCCCACGCACACGCUCUCUUCGAGAAGUCCCACUGCUCAUGCGCCUCUCGUCUCUCGCUCUUCUCUCUGUCUUCCACCUCCGUUCCCCUAUCACCCUUUCACCUCUUUUUUCUCUAUCCAUCUCUCUCUUUUCUCUCAUACCUCCUCCUCACCCUCUCUCCACUCUCCCGCCUCCCCCCCCCACACAUUCCCCUCUCCCUAACCCCACCUUUUCACCAUCUCCCCCCCCUCCCCCCCCCCCCCCUCCUCUUCAUUGCUGGUUAAAGGGAAGCCUAGACUACCAGGCCAAAGGGACGAGCCGGCCCAGAGUACAUACCCCAGAGAUAAUGAAACUAUCACCAGAGAACAAAUAGUUUCUAUCACCAGAGGACAAAUAGUUUAUAUCACCAGAGAACAAAGAGUUUCUAUCACCAGAGAACAAAGAGUUUCUAUCACCAGAGGACAAAUAGUUUAUAUCACCAGAGAACAAAGAGUUUUUACCACCAGAGGACAAAUAGUUUCUAUCACCAGAGAACAAAGAGUUUUUACCACCAGAGGACAAAUAGUUUCUAUCACCAGAGAACAAAGAGUUUCUAUCACCAGAGAACAAAUAGUCUCUAUCACCAAAGAACAAAGAGUCUCUAUCACCAGAGAACAAAUAGUCUCUAUCACCAGAGAACAAAUAGUCUCUAUCACCAGAGAACAAAGAGUCUCUAUCACCAGGCAAUACCCAAAGACAAAAGCUAUGUGAUCCUCUGCCAUUAUACUUAUUGGUAGAAGCAAACUGUUUGGAUUGACACAGGAAACAGGAUGUAUUACAUUGUGUACCAAGUACUCAGAUACCCCUUUAGUGCACCUGUAGUUGGUUUCGGUUCUAGUUAAAGUUCCCUGGGCAGCUAGUGGUAAUGCAACUCACCCCAGGAACAAGAGCUAGGUCUAAAUGGCAUGACAAGUGCUUAAUUACCUCAGGUCAGAAGUUUGAGCAAUUUAUAUUGGUCUAUAGAGAGGGCUAGUCUUCGAAGGACUCUUGGAAGACUAGCCCUUGGGGGUUAAAAUCAAACUUUAGAGGCUGUAAGUGUAAGUGGGUCGUUCAAUGUAACUACUAUAGAACACUGCAAUACCUCCUGAUUCCCUCUACUGUCCUCUGAUACCCAAAGGGGAUGGUCAAACUGCCAAACCAGCCACAUUGUGGGUCAGACUGCUGCAAUUCUCACAGCAGGUCAAACACCAAAAGAUUGCUGCAAUCUUCUUAAGAGUUCCCCCCCCUAUAGUUUUUAGCCAUACAGUCUGGUAUUUGGGAAAUCGUUCAUUGGUCUUUUCAAUUCUUGAUAUUUACCCAUUGAUUCUUGACGAAUAUAACUUAUAAAUGCCUCUUGAGCUUGACACAACUGUCGAAUCCCAGACUUUAGCUUUAAAAUGAAAUAAAAUUGCCGGAUGUCCUGAGGGGUAUUCUACAAAGCAGGAUCAAGGAGUUAGCCAGCAAAUAUCUCAAAAUAACCUUAUUUUUAAAGAAAGAUAAGCUUGAAAUGGGCUUGGUCUAAUUGACUGAACAACCAAAAACACAUAUACAUUUCGCUUCCUAAUGAACCAGGAAAUCAACAGUUAUUUUUGGUUAUUUAUCAAAGUUAGCUGGCUAACUAAUCGAUCCUCAUUUAUAGUAUACCCCUAUGGUGUCUAGUUGCUAAGCUACAGUCUAAACAGUUCCAACAUCUCCAUGAUGUCUUUGCCUUAACGUCCAACUUUCAACCCCUUGGUGACCAGAAAGGCCUCUAGAACAGCAUGUCUUUACUGGGGUGUACAGUUGGUAGCUCAGUAAUAGGACUCUCUGAAUCAGAGAGGGAUUGCUGGGGCUGUCUGCAGUUAGCCAGACAGGCAGGUCACCAUGGGUCAGUGCUCUACUAAGAAGAAGGGAUAUUAGACUCUUGACACUUCUCUGACUGUUUUCCAGGGUAAAGAAGGUCCUCAUGGACUCAUCGGACUCCCAGGGAUUGCAGGAGAGACGGUAAGUAAAACACGUUACUUAAAAUAAAUGUAUUAAGUAGUCUGCAUCAGGGGUGGGUGGGGUCAAUUCCAUUUCAAUUCAGGAAGUAAUACUCCGUUUUUUGUUCCUGAAUUGAAAUGGAAUUGACCCCACCCUAGUCCUCACCCCUCCAGAAAGAACAGUCUCAUCCUCCCCCUUCUCUCAUCUCUUUAUCUCCCUGUUCCGCUGUUCCCCCAACUUCACCUACCAAAGGACAAUAAGGAAAUACAUAGAUAAACCACUGAGGAGACAGGGAGCGAAAGUAAGAGAGACACAAAGAGAAUAAAGGGGUAGAUGAAGGCAAAGUCUUGAAUUGUUACACAGACGAUCAGUAAUCAAUGAAAUAGUCGGUAGAGGCAGAUCUGAGCGCUUUACGUUACAAGGCAGACAGGGACCCCAAUCUGCUGCUGCAGCUGCUGCACCCAUAAUGAGUAUCUGUCUUUAUUCAGAAGCAGGAGAGGGAAAGAGAGGCGUUUCAUAAAUCCUGGAAAAGGGAGAGGGCGUUGGAACAUGGAGGGCCCACUGAAGCGGAGAGGAGGAGAGAGAUGAAUGUAUCUGUAUUGUAACGGGAGGGGGGACGUGUGUGUGUGUGUGUGUUUUGAGGGGGGUGUAGUAGUGCGUGCGUGGGUACUUGUUAACGUCCAUGUGUGUAUGUCGGUGCGUGUGUGAGUGUGUGAAGGCCUGGUUGAUAGAUAUGGCUGUGUUCUGUCCUCCGUUUCCAGGGAUCGUCGGGGGACCCAGGAAUACCUGGCAGAGACGGUCUUAAAGGAGACAAGGUAGAGCUUCAAGUCAAGUCUUACACCUUUAAGAACAGACAUGCAGGCAGACAUUUGACAGAUGUUUCACCAUCACCGUAGAGGAUGAUGCACGACUUUCAGAUUGGAUAGCCACUCCUCCCUGUAUUAAGUGGUUCUACUGGUGUAUGGGCCUGUAUUAAGUGGUUCUACUGGUGUAUGGGCCUGUAUUAAGUGGUUCUACUGGUGUAUGGGCCUGUAUUAAGUGGUUCUACUGGUGUAUGGGCCUGUAUUAAGUGGUUCUACUUGUGUAUGGGCCUGUAUUAAGUGGUUCUACUGGUGUAUGGGCCUGUAUUAAGUGGUUCUACUGGUGUAUGGGCCUGUAUUAAGUGGUUCUACUGGUGUAUGAGCCUGUACAUGGUGAGCUCAGCUCUACCGUGGCCUAGACGUACACACAACCAUCUCUGACGAGGCUGCAUGCUGCAGUUUGUUUCCUCCACACACACAAACACGCUGUAUCAACAGUGGACUAAUGAAAAAAAAUACAAAGAUAUUGUUUUUUUGUGUCAUUUCCCUUUAACCCCUGUUGUUCUGUGAAAUGAUUCCACUGGGGUGGCAGAUAUCCUCAGCUUUAGCCUCUGACUCCCCCUGCCUCAUCACCCUCACCCCCCUACCUCCCACUCUGUGUGUGUCACUCAGAGAGUGGGGUGGCAGAUGCCCCGCUUUCCCCUCCUGACUCCCCCCUGCCUCACCCGUCUCACCCCCCUCCUACGCCCAUCUCUUCUCUGCGUGUGAACGUCUGUCAUUCAGAGUCACCUCCGUCCUGUAGAGAUAACAUGGCCCAUCUGUCACUGCAGUGGCUGUCUGUCUGUCUGUCUCUCUGAUUGACUGUCUCACUCUCUGUCUGUCUGUCUGUCUGUCUGUCUGUCUGACCUGUCUGUAUGCCUGUCUGUAUGCCUGCCUGCCUGUCUGUCUGUCUGUCUGUCUGAUUGACUGUCUCACUCUCUGUCUGUCUGUCUGUCUGUCUGUAUGUCUGUCUGUCUGUCUGUCUGUCUGUCUGUCUGUCUGUCUGUCUGUCUGUCUGACCUGUCUGUAUGCCUGUCUGUAUGCCUGCCUGCCUGUCUGUCUGUCUGUCUGUCUGUCUGUCUGUCUGUCUGUCUGUCUGUCUGUCUGUCUGUCUGUCUGUCUGUCUGUCUGUCUCUCUGAUUGACUGUCUGUCUGAUUGACUGUCUCACUCUCUGUCUGUCUGUCUGUCUGACCUGUCUGUCUGUCUGAUUGACUGUUUUUCUGAUUGACUGUCUCACUCUCACGGUCUGUCUGUCUGUCUGUCUGUCUGUCUGUCUGUCUGUCUGUCUGUCUGUCUGUCUGUCUGUCUGUCUGUCUGUCUGUCUGUCUGUCUGUCUGUCUGUCUGUCUGUCUGUCUGUUUAUUUAUCUAUCUGUUUGUCUGUCUGUCUGUCUCUCUCCCUAGGGGGACUCUGGUGGUGUGAUGGGACCACAGGGCCUGCCUGGACCCAAGGGAGAGCCUGGAGAGCCAGUAGCUGGAAAUCUGGUGGGUUUAAUGAGGGCUCAUAGGGCUCUGGUCAAGAAUAGUGCACUACAGUAUAUAGGGAAUAGGGUGCCACUUGGCAUGCAACCGGAGAGAGACGCUGUUAUCACCAUCUGAUCUGACCUUAUUGGCUUGUUUGGCCUUAGCCACACACACACACACACACACACACACACACACACACACACACACACACACACACACACACACACACACACACACACACACACAAACACACAAUCAAUCACAUUUGAUUUAUAAAGCCCUUUUUACAUCAGCAGUUGUCACAAAGUGCUUAUACAGAAACCCAGCCCCAAACAGUAAACAAUACAGAUGUAGAAGCACAGUGGCUAAAAACUCCCUAGAAAGGCAAAACCUAGGAAUGAACCUAGAGAGGAACCAGGCUCUGAGGGGUGGCCAGUCUUCUCCUGGCUGUACUGGGUAGAGAGGAACCAGGCUCUGAGGGGUGGCCAGUCCUCUCCUGGCUGUACUGGGUAGAGAGGAACCAGGCUCUGAGGGGUGGCCAGUCCUCUCCUGGCUGUACUGGGUAGAGAGGAACCAGGCUCUGAGGGGUGGCCAGUCCUCUCCUGGCUGUACUCUGAGGGGUGGCCAGUCCUCUCCUGACUGUACAGGGUAGAGAGGAACCAGGCUCUGAGGGGUGGCCAGUCCUCUCCUGGCUGUACAGGGUAGAGAGGAACCAGGCUCUGAGGGGUGGCCAGUCCUCUCCUGGCUGUACUGGGUAGAGAGGAAACAGGUUCUGAGGGGUGGCCAGUCCUCUUUUGGCUGUACUGGGUAGAGAGGAACCAGGCUCUGAGGGGUGGCCAGUCCUCUCCUGGCUGUACUGGGUAGAGAGGAACCAGGCUCUGAGGGGUGGCCAGUCCUCUCCUGGCUGUACUGGGUAGAGAGGAACCAGGCUCUGAGGGGUGGCCAGUCCUCUCCUGGCUGUACUGGGUAGAGAGGAACCAGGCUCUGAGGGGUGGCCAGUCCUCUCCUGGCUGUACUGGGUAGAGAGGAACCAGGCUCUGAGGGGUGGCCAGUCCUCUCCUGGCUGUACUGGGUAGAGAGGAACCAGGCUCUGAGGGGUGGCCAGUCCUCUCCUGGCUGUACUGGGUAGAGAGGAACCAGGCUCUGAGGGGUGGCCAGUCCUCUCCUGGCUGUACUGGGUAGAGAGGAACCAGGCUCUGAGGGGUGGCCAGUCCUCUCCUGGCUGUACUGGGUAGAGAGGAACCAGGCUCUGAGGGGUGGCCAGUCCUCUCCUGGCUGUACUGGGUAGAGAGGAACCAGGCUCUGAGGGGUGGCCAGUCCUCUCCUGGCUGUACUGGGUAGAGAGGAACCAGGCUCUGAGGGGUGGCCAGUCCUCUCCUGGCUGUACUGGGUAGAGAGGAACCAGGCUCUGAGGGGUGGCCAGUCCUCUCCUGGCUGUACUGGGUAGAGAGGAACCAGGCUCUGAGGGGUGGCCAGUCCUCUCCUGGCUGUACUGGGUAGAGAGGAACCAGGCUCUGAGGGGUGGCCAGUCCUCUCCUGGCUGUACUGGGUAGAGAGGAACCAGGCUCUGAGGGGUGGCCAGUCCUCUCCUGGCUAUACAGGGUAGAGAGGAACCAGGCUCUGAGGGGUGGCCAGUCCUCUCCUGGCUGUACUGGGUAGAGAGGAACCAGGCUCUGAGGGGUGGCCAGUCCUCUUCUGGCUGUGACAGGUGGAGAUUAUAACAGUACAUGUCCAUUAAGGCCAGAUCGUUCUUCAAGAUGUUCAAACGUUCAUAGAUGACCAGCAGGGUCAAAUAAUAAUCACAGUGGUUGUGGAGGGUGCCACAGGUCAGCACCUCAGGAGUAAAUGUCACUUGACUUUUCAUAGCCAGGCAUUUGAAGGUUGAAAUAGCAGGUGCGAUAGAGAGAGAGUGAGUUGAAAACAGCAGGUCUGUGACAAGGUAGCACGUCCGGUGAACAGGUCAGGGUUCCAUAGCCGCAGGCAGAAGAGUGGAAACUGGAGCAGCAGCAGGACCAGGUGGACUGGGGAUAGCAAGAAGUCAUCAGGCCAGGUAGUCCUGAGGCAUGGUGCUAGGGCUCAGGUCCUCCGGGAGGGGAGGGAGAGAGGGAGAAUUAUAGGGAGCAUAAUUAAAUUCACACAGAACACCAGAUAAGACAGGAGAAUGACACCAGAUAUAACAGGCUGACCCUAGCCCCUGGCACAUAGACUACUGCAGCAUAGAUACUGGAGGCUGAGACAGUGGGGGUCGGGAGACACUGUGGCCCCGUCCGACGAUACCCCCAGACAGGGCCAACCAGGCAGGAUAUAACCCCACCCACUUUGCCAAACCACAGCCCCCACACCACCAGAGGGAUAUCAACAGACCACCAACCUACUACCCUGAGACAAGGCUGAGUAUAGCGCACAAAGAUCUCCUCCACUGCACGAGCAGUGCCAUUUCCUUUCCAAUUUUCUGGAGGCUUGCUUCAGGGCUCGGGUAUUUUCUGUAUACCAGGGAGCUAGUUUCUUGUGACAAAUUGUUUUUGUUUUUAGGGGUGCGACUGCAUCUAGGGUAUUACGCAAGGUAAAUAUAGAUCCUCAGUUAGGUUGUUAACUGAUUUGUGUACUCCAACGUCCUUGAGUAGGUGGAGGGAGUCUGGAAGGGCCUCUAGGAAUCUUUGGGUUGUCCGAGAAUUUAUAGCACAGCUUUUGAUGGUCCUUGGUUGGGGUCUGAAUAGAGUAUUUGUUGCGAUUGCAAACGUAAUAAUAAGAUGGUGGUCCGAUAGUCCAGGGUUAUGAGGAAAAACAUUUAAAUCCACAAUAUUUAUUCCACGGGACAAAACUAGAUCCAGGGUAUGACUGUGGCAAUGAGUAGGUCCGGAGACAUGUUGGACAAAACCCACUGAGUCGAUGAUGGCUCCGAAAGCCUUUUGGAGUGGGUCUGUGGACUUUUCCAUAUGACUAUUAAAGUCACCAAAAAUUAGAAUAUCAUCUGCCAUGACUACAAGGUCCGAUAGGAAUUCAGGGAACUCAGUGAGGAACUCUGUAUACGGCCCAGGAGGCCUGUAAACAGUAGCUAUAAUGAGUGAUUGAGUAGGCUGCAUAGAUUUCAUGACUAGAAGCUCACAAGAUGAAAACGCAGUCAUUUUGUUUUGGGUAAAUUGACAUUUGCUAUUGUAAAUGUUAGCAACACCUCUGCCUUUGCGGGAUGCGCGGGGGAUAUGGUCACUAGUGUAACCAGGAGUAGAGGCCUCAUUUAACACAGUAAAUUCAUCAGGCUUAAGCCAUGUUUCAGUCAGGCCAAUCACAUGAAGAUUAUGAUCUGUGAUUAGUUCAUUGACCAUAACUGCCUUGGAAGUGAGGGAUCUAACAUUAAGUAGCCCUAUUUUGAGAUGUGAUACAGUGGGGAAAAAAAGUAUUUAGUCAGCCACCAAUUGUGCAAGUUCUCCCACUUAAAAAGAUGAGAGAGGCCUGUAAUUUUCAUCAUAGGUACACGUCAACUAUGACAGACAAAAUGAGGAAAAAAAAUCCAGAAAAUCACAUUGUAGGAUUUUUAAUGAAUUUAUUUGCAAAUUAUGGUGGAAAAUAAGUAUUUGGUCAAUAACAAAAGUUUCUCAAUACUUUGUUAUAUACCCUUUGUUGGCAAUGACACAGGUCAAACGUUUUCUGUAAGUCUUCACAAGGUUUUCACACACUGUUGCUGGUAUUUUGGCCCAUUCCUCCAUGCAGAUCUCCUCUAGAGCAGUGAUGUUUUGGGGCUGUCGCUGGGCAACACAGACUUUCAACUCCCUCCAAAGAUGUUCUAUGGGGUUGAGAUCAGGAGACUGGCUAGGCCACUCCAGGACCUUGAAAUGCUUCUUACGAAGCCACUCCUUCAUUGCCCGGGCGGUGUGUUUGGGAUCAUUGUCAUGCUGAAAGACCCAGCCACGUUUCAUCUUCAAUGCCCUUGCUGAUGGAAGGAGGUUUUCACUCAAAAUCUCACGAUACAUGGCCCCAUUCAUUCGUUCCUUUACACGGAUCAGUCGUCCUGGUCCCUUUGCAGAAAAACAGCCCCAAAGCAUGAUGUUUCCACCCCCCUGCUUCACAGUAGGUAUGGUGUUCUUUGGAUGCAACUCAGCAUUCUUUGUCCUCCAAACACGACGAGUUGAGUUUUUACCAAAAAGUUCUAUUUUGGUUUCAUCUGACCAUAUGACAUUCUCCCAAUCCUCUUCUGGAUUAUCCAAAUGCACUCUAGCAAACUUCAGACAGGCCUGGACAUUUACUGGCUUAAGCAGGUGGACACGUCUUGCACUGCAGGAUUUGAGUCCCUGGCGGCGUAGUGUGUUACUGAUGGUAGGCUUUGUUACUUUGGGCCCAGCUCUCUGCAGGUCAUUCACUAGGUCCCCCCGUGUGGUUCUGGGAUUUUUGCUCACCGUUCUUGUGAUCAUUUUGACCCUACGGGGUGAGAUCUUGCGUGGAGCCCCAGAUCGAGGGAGAUUAUCAGUGGUCUUGUAUGUCUUCCAUUUCCUAAUAAUUGCUCCCACAGUUGAUUUCUUCAAACCAAGCUGCUUACCUAUUGCAGAUUCAGUCUUCCCAGCCUGGUGCAGGUCUACAAUUUUGUUUCUGGUGUCCUUUGACAGCUCUUUGGUCUUGGCCAUAGUGGAGUUUGGAGUGUGACUGUUUGAGGUUGUGGACAGGUGUCUUUUAUACUGAUAACAAGUUCAAACAGAUGCCAUUAAUACAGGUAACGAGUGGAGGACAGAGGAGCCUCUUAAAGAAGAAGUUACAGGUCUGUGAGAGCCAGAAAUCUUGCUUGUUUGUAGGUGACCAAAUACUUAUUUUCCACCAUAAUUUGCAAAUAAAUUCAUAAAAAAUCCUACAAUGUGAUUUUCUGGAAUUUUUUUUCUCAAUUUGUCUUUCAUAGUUGAUGUGUACCUAUGAUGAAAAUUACAGGCCUCUCUCAUCUUUUUAAGUGGGAGAACUUGCACAAAUAGUGGCUGACUAAAUACUUUUUUGCCCCACUGUAUAUCACAAUCUCUUUCAAUAAUGACAGGAAUGGAGGAGGUCUUUAUUCCAGUGAGAUUGCUAAGGCAAACACCGCCAUGUUUAGUUUUGCUCAACCUAGAUCGAGGCACAGACACGGUCUCAAUGGGGAUAGCUGAGCUGACUACACUGACUGUGCUAGUGGCAGACUCCACUAAGCUGGCAGGCUGGCAAAUAGCCUGCUGCCUGGCCUGCACCCUAUCUCAUUGUGGAGCUAGAGGAGUUCGAGCCCUGUCUAUGUUGAUAGAUAAGAUGAGAGCACCCCUCCAGCUAGGAUGGAGUCUGUCACUCCUCAGCAGGCCAGGCUUGGUCCUGUUUGUUGGUGAGUCCCAGAAAGAGGGCCAAUUAUCUACAAAUCCUAUCUUUUGGGAGGGGCAGAAAACAGUUUUCAACCAGCGAUUGAGUUGUGAGACUCUGCUGUAGAGCUCAUCACUCGCCCUAACUGGGAGGGGACCAGAGACAAUUACUCGAUGCCGACACAUCUUUCUAUCUAAUUUACACACUGCAGCUGUGUUGCUCUUGGUGACCUCUGACUGUUUCAUCCUAACAUCAUUGGUGCCGACGUGGAUAACAAUAUCCCUAUAGUCUCUACACUCACCAGUUUGAGCCUUAGCCAGCACCAUCUUCAGAUUAGCCUUUAUGUCGGUAGCCCUGCCCCCUGGUAAACAGUGUAUGAUCGCUGGAUGAUUCUUUUUAAGUCUAAAAUUGCGGGUAAUGGAGUCGCCAAUAACUAGGGUUUUCAAUUUGUCAGAGCUAAUGGUGGUAGGCUUCAGUGGCUCAGACCCCGUAACGGGUGGAGGAGAGACCCGAGAAGGCUCGACCUCUGACUCCGACUCGUUGCUUAAUGGGGAGAACCGGUUGAAAGUUUCUGUCGGCUGAAUGAGCGACACCGGUUGAGCAUGCCGACAGCAUUUCUUUCCAGAAGCCUUGAGAAAAUUGUCCGGCUGCGGGGACCGUGCGAGGGGAUUUAUACUACUAUCUAUACUUACUGGUGGCACAGACGCUGUUUCAUCCUUUCCUACACUUACAUUGUCCUUGCCUAACGAUUGCAUCUGAAGCUGUGCUUGCAGCACGGCUAUCCUCACCAUAAGGCGAUAGUUCUCCUGUAUAUUAUGAGUACAGCGACUGCAAUUAGAUGGCAUAGUGUUAAUGUUACUACUUAGCUUCGGCUGGUGGAGGUCCUGUAGAACCAUGUCCAGAUAAAGCGUCCGGGGACAAAAACUUGAAUUAAAAAAGUAGAGCGAGUGAAACAUAUAAAAAAUAACUACGAUGUUGGUAAAAUGUGUUAAAUGAAGACAGAUUAAACGGGUUUAAAAAAAGUAAAAACCGUCAAGUUUGGCAGGUAGCCAAGCGGCAAUAAACAGUGCAGCACGGAGACAAGUGACACGCUCAAAACACACACGAACACACACACACACACACACACACACACACACACACACACACACACACACACACACACACACACACACACACACACACACACACACACACACACACACACACACACACACACACACACACACACACACACACACACACACAAACACACACACACACACACACACACACACACACACACACACACACACACACACACACACACACACACACACACACACAGUAGAUUAGUAUAUCACUUUGGAAUUAAGUGCAUGGUAUUCAGUCAUCACUGGACAUGCACUUACGCACACACACACACACACACGAACAGACACACACACACACACACACACACACACACACACACACACACACACACACACAGUAGAUUAGUAUAUCACUGUGGAAUUCAGUGCAUGGUAUUCAGUCAUCACUGGACAUGCACUUACGCACACACACACACACACACACGAACAGACACAUACAAACACACAAACACACACACACACACACACGCACACACAGAGUAGUAGAUCAGCUAGGAACAGCUGCGACGACAGCAGCAAACAUGUUGACUGAGAGAAAGAGUGCCUCUCGUAGCACAGCCUUGACAUCAUGCAGAUGCAAUGCUAUUAAGUAAUCCACCAUUCAUUAACACCAGCCACGGUAAUGUCCUAUCCACCCCCAUUCUGAGGCUUAAAGCUGUCAGCACACUAUUUUGCGGACCCGGCUUUGCAUUCAGAAGUGUUCAUUACAUACAGGUUACUGCCAAAAUAAAGGAAACCCCAACAUAAAGUGUCUUAAUAGGGUGUUGGGUCACCACGAGCCAGAACAGCUUCAAUGUGCCUUGGCAUAGAUUCUACAAGUGUCUGAAACUCUUUUGGAGGGAUCCGACACCAUUCUUCCACGAGAAAUUCCAUCAUUUGGUCUUUUGUUGAUGGUGGUGUAAAACGCCGCUCCAGAAUCUCCCAUAAGUGUUCAACUGGGUUGAGAACUGGUGACUGACACACACACACACACACACGCUUUUUAAAAAAUUCCUUUGAGACCCCACUUUCAAGGUCACUGAGAUCUCUUCUAGCCAUGGUAGCCAAAAUAAUGGGCAACUGGGCAUUUCUAUACAUGACCCUAAGCAUGAUGGGAUGUUAAUUGCCUAAUUAACUCAGGAACCACACCUUUAUGGAAGCACCCACUCAUUUACUCAAGUGUUUCCUUUAUUUUGGCAGUUACCUGUACAUACACAGCACCUGCAGUACCAGUUAGUUACCUGUACAUACACAGCACCUCCAGUACCAGUUAGUUACCUGUACAUACACAGCACCUGCAGUACCAGUUAGUUACCUGUACAUACACAGCACCUGCAGUACCAGUUAGUUACCUGUACAUACACAGCACCUACAGUACCAGUUAGUUACCUGUACAUACACAGCACCUGCAGUACCAGCUAGUUACCUGUACAUACACAGCACCUGCAGUACCAGUUAGUUACCUGUACAUACACAGCACCUGCAGUACCAGCUAGUUACCUGUACAUACACAGCACCUGCAGUACCAGCUAGUUACCUGUACAUACACAGCACCUGCAGUACCAGUUAGUUACCUGUACAUACACAGCACCUGCAGUACCAGUUAGUUACCUGUACAUACACAGCACCUGCAGUACCAGUUAGUUACCUGUACAUACACAGCACCUGCAGUACCAGUUAGUUACCUGUACAUACACAGCACCUGCAGUAUCAGCUAGUUACCUGUACAUACACAGCACCUGCAGUACCAGUUAGUUACCUGUACAUACACAGCACCUGCAGUACCAGUUAGUUACCUGUACAUACACAGCACCUGCAGUACCAGUUAGUUACCUGUACAUACACAGCACCUGCAGUACCAGUUAGUUACCUGUACAUACACAGCACCUGCAGUAUCAGCUAGUUACCUGUACAUACACAGCACCUGCAGUACCAGUUAGUUACCUGUACAUACACAGCACCUGCAGUACCAGCUAGUUACCUGUACAUACACAGCACCUGCAGUACCAGUUAGUUACCUGUACAUACACAGCACCUGCAGUACCAGUUAGUUACCUGUACAUACACAGCACCUGCAGUACCAGUUAGUUACCUGUACAUACACAGCACCUGCAGUAUCAGCUAGUUACCUGUACAUACACAGCACCUGCAGUACCAGUUAGUUACCUGUACAUACACAGCACCUGCAGUACCAGCUAGUUACCUGUACAUACACAGCACCUGCAGUACCAGCUAGUUACCUGUACAUACACAGCACCUGCAGUACCAGUUAGUUACCUGUACAUACACAGCACCUGCAGUACCAGUUAGUUACCUGUACAUACACAGCACCUGCAGUACCAGCUAGUUACCUGUACAUACACAGCACCUGCAGUACCAGUUAGUUACCUGUACAUACACAGCACCUGCAGUACCAGUUAGUUACCUGUACAUACACAGCACCUGCAGUACCAGUUAGUUACCUGUACAUACACAGCACCUGCAGUACCAGUUAGUUACCUGUACAUACACAGCACCUGCAGUACCAGUUAGUUACCUGUACAUACACAGCACCUGCAGUACCAGUUAGUUACCUGUACAUACACAGCACCUGCAGUACCAGUUAGUUACCUGUACAUACACAGCACCUGCAGUACCAGUUAGUUACCUGUACAUACACAGCACCUGCAGUACCAGUUAGUUACCUGUACAUACACAGCACCUGCAGUACCAGUUAGUUACCUGUACAUACACAGCACCUGCAGUACCAGUUAGUUACCUGUACAUGCACAGCACCUGCAGUACCAGUUAGUUACCUGUACAUGCACAGCACCUGCAGUACCAGUUAGUUACCUGUACAUGCACAGCACCUGCAGUACCAGUUAGUUACCUGUACAUACACAGCACCUGCAGUACCAGUUAGUUACCUGUACAUACACAGCACCUGCAGUACCAGCUAGUUACCUGUACAUGCACAGCACCUGCAGUACCAGUUAGUAGCAGAGCUUCACAGCCAAGACGUCUUGGUUGACUUGACUGUGUUUCAGACCUGGGUUCAAAUACUAUUUGAAAUCAUUCAUAUUUUUGGAGAGUUUGCUCCAGCCUGCCUGGAGUGCCAUAUGGGCAGGGUUUACAGUCUUGGAACUAGCAGUAUAGGUAUGAGUGCCAAAUGCCACCCGGUUCCCUAAGGUGUUCCAAAGCCCUGGUCAAAAGUAGUGCACUAUGUAGGGAAUAGGGUGCCAGCUCUCAGGUUGGGCUAGGGCAAUCAUGUUUGUUUGUACAUGGAAGGAGCUAAACUGAACAUUAAGCAUGACAGCGGAACUACUCAUUAGGUCGAAGCGCACACAUACACACACACACACACACACACACACACACACACAUUAAGAGCUAAUGUGUUCGGUAGAGCAGAGUAAUAAGAGAGAUGUUGACAUGCUAAUAGUGUCAGGGAGAGGUAUGGCUCUGAGAUAG
This is a messenger RNA of Coregonus sp. 'balchen', 22606 nucleotides long. The record is from the annotation of a GenBank genome assembly. Lineage: Eukaryota; Metazoa; Chordata; Actinopteri; Salmoniformes; Salmonidae.